Messenger RNA from Penaeus indicus, 921 nucleotides. RefSeq names its product mucin-22-like. Bases 1 to 921 code for a protein of 306 amino acids. The record is from RefSeq and is a predicted model, not a curated record. Lineage: Eukaryota; Metazoa; Arthropoda; Malacostraca; Decapoda; Penaeidae. The transcript has 5 exons.
AUGACGGUGGGGUGCGCUGACCACACGAAGGGACUGUGGGACGACGAGGGCUACCUGGGCACCCUGAACGUCACUUGCCUUCAGGAUGGCUCUUGGGACACCACCAGAUUUCCCGAGUGUUACCAGGCCUGCAAGACAGUGGUGGGCGAGAAGUGUCGGUUUCCCUUCUCCUACGGCGGCCUGACCUACGACACCUGUUCAGAGCUCAAUGGCACCUCCUCUUGCGGGACAGUGUACUAUGCAGACGACACCUACAUAGGCGCGUGCGAUAUGAACGCCCAGUGCAGCAGCCAGUGCGGAGCCACCAUGCUCAAAUGCAACAUCGAACUGGAGGUGGACACGCGAACAGUGCAACCCCUGAGUCUCAAUGCCUCCUCCCCGCAAGUCACCGAAAUAAAAACCGGGCUCUUCGAACUGAAGGGUUGCGUGAACGAAUUCCAGGUGCUGAGUUGCUCUGACCCUUCUGCAGUCAUGACCCUUGGCCCAAGAGACUCCUUUGGGAACAGCGGCACUAUCGACUGUCGCAAAGUCGGGUUUUACACAAAUAAUGAUAGGUUAUCCGAUGGGAAAACAUACCAGGUUUUCUGCAUUCCUUCUACUACUACAAGUACGAUCAGCUCUACAUCUACUACAACUGUUACGACUACUUCUACUAUCACUACGACAGCAUCUACGACCACUACUGCUGUUCCUUCUACUACGACAACUGCUGUUCCUUCUACUACGACGACCACCGCUGCUCUCGGGUCUCAAACUACCACAGCUCUUGUUAAUACAACCACCGAGGUCUCUGCAAGUCUGGUCACUUCCAACACCAUGACUGACAGCACCACGCUGAUUCCUGACAACAGUUCUGACAAUGCGCUCGCCGCUGACAACAGUAAUACGACGGCCAACCCAUUUGACGUUGUGCACCCUUGA